AUGGAUUCUGUUAGCCUGAAGUGUCUCCUGUUUGCGGCUUCCAUAAGCGAUCUCGUCGGAGUUAUGGUGGGGUUGAAUACUUUGCCGUGGGAGGGUGGUGCGUUGAAGGCACGGGGAGAGCCUGAUUCAAGGUCCAAUGGCAAGACUUCAGUUGGAAUUGUAGGGUGUUUACAUCGACGGGUUCGGAUACUAUCUGAUUCUGGAUUUUAUUUGGUUGGUUUCCGCAAGAAAGUGUCAAGAUUGUCUCCUUUCUCCUUCCAUGGAUUUUGUUUCUUGCCGGCUCUUGGUUCUAGAAGGAAUGUGUUCCUUGCUAGGUGA
Molecule: messenger RNA, 318 nt
Organism: Eruca vesicaria subsp. sativa (arugula)
Lineage: Eukaryota; Viridiplantae; Streptophyta; Magnoliopsida; Brassicales; Brassicaceae
Source: the annotation of a GenBank genome assembly